Hordeum vulgare subsp. vulgare (domesticated barley) is the source of this 1402-nucleotide messenger RNA. RefSeq names its product F-box protein At1g47810-like. Gene Ontology annotation, molecular function: protein binding. The transcript has a single exon. Bases 1 to 1233 code for a protein of 410 amino acids. NCBI's taxonomy places the organism in Eukaryota, Viridiplantae, Streptophyta, Magnoliopsida, Poales, Poaceae. The record is from RefSeq and is a predicted model, not a curated record.
AUGGAUCUUAUGUGCCACGAGAAACGCUCUGCUUCUCUUGUCACCCUCCCCGAUGACCUAGUUUUCAUGGAAAUCCUGGUGCGACUGCCCGUCAAAUACCUUGUGCGCUGCAAAUGCGUCAGCACCUACUGGCGCGCUCGCAUAGAGGAUGGUGACUUCGUCCGCGAGCACCGCGACCGCUCCAGCGCGAGUCGGCCGUCUUUGCUCAUCAUCCCCCGCAAUGUUGGUGAGGGUGAUCGAGAAGAGUUCGACGACGACAUCAGCUUCUACAUCCUCGGGCCGGGACAGGAGCCAGACACCUUCGAGGACAAGGUGGAGCUGAUGUGUGAGAAGGCAUGCCCACCCGAAUUAGUGGAAGGCAUCACAAACUUUAUCUACCCCACGCACUGCGAUGGCCUAGUCGCCAUUGCGACUGGCACGGAUCAGGUAUUCCUAUGCAACCCAGCCACCCAGGAGUUCGUCGCCCUGCCGCUCGGCACCCCGGACGUCGACAUCGACAACAUGAGGCCUCCAUCGGCAGCCAUCGGCUUCGACCUGUCGCAAAAGCAGUAUGUUAUCGCCAGGUACUUUUACCGGCGCCGGUGCUUCGACGAGUCCACUGGCAAGCUUGACUACGACAUCGGGCAUGAGGUGUUCACGCUCGGGGACAACUCCUGGUCCUGGAAACCCACCGUCGACCCUCCGCACGCUAUCGGUCAUACGCGACCGGUGUGCACGGGAGAUGUCAUCUACUGGGGGUGCGACCACAUGGAAGACCCCCUUCCGAGCUCGUUGAUGCGGUUUAGCCUGCAGUACAAGACGUUCGAUUUGGUGCCAUGCCCUCCUGGUUUUGCCUACAACUCCGCCAUCGAGCAUCUGGCAGAUCUGAACGGGAAGCUGUGCUACGUCAACCUUACAACCUCGGAGAAUACCUUUGACGUGUGGCAGCUGGCGGACGACGGGACACUAUGGUUGCCGCGUUGUCGCAUCGAUCCAGAUGACUGCUUGGAUAGUGUUGCUUUUGGUUCCGUUGCCUUCUUGCCGCUUUUGACGGCCGGUGGAAGGAUGCUGACGAUGGUGUCCGACGAUGAACAGAGGUUGUACUGGUGCGAUGAGAGGAGCGGAGAUGUUGAAGAAGUCGUGGACCUCGAAGAGGAUAUCGAUCUCGAGGGAUGGGAUGACUCAGACUACUGCAUUCACCACAUCGUCCCUUAUAGGGAGAGUCUCAUCUCCAUCACGAACUGUAGGGUGUAAUGCUGCUAGCCCAACUAAGCAAGCGGAUGUGAGAUAUCUUGUGGACUCAAUCUUUUUCAAUUCAUGUUUUGUUCAGGUUUGAGUGAUACCAGGUUUUUGCCCCAUAGUUUGUGUCCAAAUCAGGCACAAAUCAGUGGGUUUCCUGAUAUUGCUCCGAGCUCGCUAUUUC